Fulvia fulva is the source of this 384-nucleotide messenger RNA. RefSeq lists its product as uncharacterized. NCBI's taxonomy places the organism in Eukaryota, Fungi, Ascomycota, Dothideomycetes, Mycosphaerellales, Mycosphaerellaceae. Bases 1 to 384 code for a protein of 127 amino acids. The record is from RefSeq and is a predicted model, not a curated record. The transcript has 2 exons.
AUGUCGCUUCCUGAUAUUCACAAUACCGCGACGAUAGGGAGCGUCCAAUCUACCGACUGCUUCGUCAAAGACUACUGGCCACCUGAAACUCCUCCCUCCCCAUCGAUAAGCUCUACCAGCUCCUCCAGUUCUUCUAGCUCUCCGCACCCCUUCGAUAUCGCCGACACCGCUACGCUGGCUCUCAAGAUCGUCAGAACGAACGGUACAGGCACGAGAGCGGUGGAUAAGCCUGCAAUCGGUAGCAAGAAGAUCGGAAGUCACAGAGAUCGCCUCAAGCUUCGAUUGCUGCGAAAUCGCGUCCGUACCUCGUUCAAAGCCAAGACAGCCGUCUUCCGAGCAAAGCAAGCGAGACAGAAGGAACGAGCAGCGCGGAAGGUGCUGUAG